This is a messenger RNA of Pogoniulus pusillus (Red-fronted tinkerbird), 2549 nucleotides long. RefSeq lists its product as uncharacterized. Lineage: Eukaryota; Metazoa; Chordata; Aves; Piciformes; Lybiidae. The record is from RefSeq and is a predicted model, not a curated record. Gene Ontology annotation, molecular function: death receptor activity; nerve growth factor binding; coreceptor activity. The transcript is spliced from 6 exons. Gene Ontology annotation, cellular component: plasma membrane; cell surface. The coding region runs from base 1 to 1434 and encodes 477 amino acids. Gene Ontology annotation, biological process: Rho protein signal transduction.
AUGAACACCUGCACCCACUACGUGACUACCUGCGCCCACCCCAGGAUACUUCCUCCCGUGGGGCCGGGAGGGAACGCAGAGCGUGAGGACGGCAAGGCGCUUCGGGGCCGCGCCGAGCCCAGCCGCUUGGAACCGAACCGCAGCGGAGCGAGCCGAGCCGAGCCGAGCUCAACCGAGGCCAGUCGAACCGAACCGAAGCGGAGCGAGCCGAGCCGAGCCGAGCUCAACCGAGGCCAGUCGAACCGAACCGCAGCGGAGCGAGCCGAGCCGAGCCGAGCUCAACCGAGGCCAGUCGAACCGAACCGAAGCGGAGCGAGCCGAGCCGAGCCGAGCUCAACCGAGGCCAGUCGAACCGAACCGAAGCGGAGCGAGCCGAGCCGAGCCGAGCUCAACCGAGGCCAGUCGAACCGAACCGCAGCGGAGCGAGCCGAGCCGAGCCGAGCUCAACCGAGGCCAGUCGAACCGAACCGAAGCGGAGCGAGCCGAGCCGAGCCGAGCUCAACCGAGGCCAGUCGAACCGAACCGAAGCGGAGCGAGCCGAGCCGAGGCCAGUCGAACCGAACCGCAGCGGAGCGAGCCGAGCCCAGCCGAGUCGAGUUGAACCGAAGCGGAGCGAGCCGAGCCCAACCGAGUCGAGUCGAACCGAAGCGGAGCAGAGCGAGCCGAGCCCAGCCGAGUAGAACGGAACCGGAGAGGAGCCAGCCGAGCCCAGCGAGUCGAACCGAACCGGACCGAGAGGAGCCGGGCGGGACCGAAGCGGCUGAGAGAGGCUUGGCUGUGCCUGGUGGUGCUGCUUCUGCUGCUUCUCGGCCCGGGAAGGACCUGGCGCACAUGGACGAGCAGCAGGUGACAGGGGACCCCUCGUCUGUCACCCCUCAGUUCGUGCCACCCCCCGAGGCCACCGGCAAGGACAUCAUCCCGGUGUACUGCUCCCUGCUGGCCGCCGUGGUGGUGGGGCUCCUUGCCUACGUGGCCUUCAAGUGCUGGCACACGUGCAGGCAGAAGCAGCAGCUGGCCAAAGCCCGGGCGGGGGACAUGGGGACGUCGGCAGAAGGGGAGAAGCUGCACAGUGACAGCGGAGUCUUCCUGGACACCCACAGCCUGCAGGAGCCCCACCAGCCCGGCAAGGCGCCCCGUCCCGAGGGCCACCCUCUCCGAGGGCUGUCCCCACAGCGUCAGGAGGAGCUGGAGCAGCUGCUGGAGGCUGGGGGCACGGGUGGGGACUGGCGCUCGCUGGCCACCAGCCUGGGCUUCAGCCCCGACGCCAUCGGCACCUUCGGCCGCGGCCGCGCCCCCGCCCGCACCCUGCUCAGCGCCUGGGCGGCCACCGAGGGGGCCACCGUGGACAGCCUCUGCCAGGCCCUGGCUGCCAUCGGCCGGCAGGACGUGGCCCAGCGCUUGGUGGCACCUGGGGAUGCCACCUCUGUGGUGUGACCGCAGGUCACCGAGGCACGGACCUGGGGGGGGCUCAAUGGCCAGGGGACACCAUCUCCAGAGACUGGGACCUGGGGUCCCCCAAGGGCCAGGACUGGGGUGACUUGGGGUCUCCAGGACUAGAGGACACCAUGUCCAUGGUGCCACCUGGGGUGCCCAAGGCCCAUGACCGGGAGUUGCUAGCAUCUACGGAGUGACUCAAGGUCCCCAUGCCCAGGGGCCACCAUGUGCACAGUGUGACCUGGGGUGCCCAAGGUCUCCAUGCCCAGGACACACUGUGUGCAGUGUGACCUGGGGUACCCAAGGUCUCCAUGCCCAGAGGACACUAUGUGCACAGUGUGACCUGGGGUAUCCAAGGUCCCCAUGCCCAGGGGACACCAUGUGCACAGUGUGACCUGGGGUGCCCAAGGUCUCCAUGCCCAGGGGACACUGUGUGCACAGCGUGACCUGGGGUAUCCAAGGUCCCCAUGCCCAGGGGACACCAUGUGCACAGUGUGACCUGGGGUGCCCAAGGUCUCCAUGCCCAGGGGACACUGUGUGCACAGCGUGACCUGGGGUGCCCAAGGUCCCCAUGCCAGUGGAUGUGGUAUAUGUACACUGUGUGACCUGAGGUGCCCAGUGUCCCCAGGCCCAGAGGACACCACGCCCACAGUGUGCCAGUGUCCCCAGCAGGGAGUUCCCGGCGUUGUCCUGCCAAAUAAGGGAUUUUUGUAAGUGGGUUUUGUACUUUUGUAGGGGUGCUGGGGGGGGGGUGGAACUGGUGAUUUUGGUGGCCCCUGCAUGGGGACAGUGGCAGAGCUUCAGGGAGAUGGUUGGUCCCUGGGCGGAUUGCAUUAAACUGUCACUUGUGUGUCACCAGGAUUUGUGUUCGUGUCCCUGUAGGCGUUGUGGCACCAGGAGGUGUGUCCUUGGGUGUCCCCAGGAGUGUCCCUACAUCUCUGGGAUGUGUCCCCAUGUCUGUGGCACCAAAACAUGCAUCCUCAAGCACCCACGUCCCCCUCUGUGUCCACUUGUCACCCUUGGACUUUAGUCCUCAGGAGUGUCCCACCCCCACAUCCACAAGGAGAGCAGGGAGGUGGUGGCACCCUCAGAGGCCCCCAAGAAGGUGGCUCCAU